Messenger RNA from Amblyraja radiata (thorny skate), 1748 nucleotides. Its product is annotated as solute carrier family 22 member 7. The transcript has 10 exons. Gene Ontology annotation, molecular function: transmembrane transporter activity. Lineage: Eukaryota; Metazoa; Chordata; Chondrichthyes; Rajiformes; Rajidae. The coding region runs from base 45 to 1748 and encodes 567 amino acids. The record is from RefSeq and is a predicted model, not a curated record. Gene Ontology annotation, biological process: transmembrane transport. Gene Ontology annotation, cellular component: membrane.
UAGAGGAGAGUGGAGCAUUGUGGUGAGGGGAGAGGUCACUACCCAUGGAUGUGGAUGACGUGCUGCGAGAGUGUGGGGGCUUUGGCCGUUUCCAGCUGCUGCUGCUGGCACUGCUCUCCCUCGCCCGCCUGCCCCUCCCCUGGCACUUCCUGCUGCACAUCUUCCUGUCGGCCGUUCCUCCCCAUCACUGCCGCUCCCCCCACCAGCCCACGGCCAGCAACCUCAGCCGGGACCCCCGCCUGACCCCCGCCGACCCCGGGCCCUGCCGCGCCCUCCCCCCCUCACCCCUGGACCCCACACUCAACCACUCCUCCCUCCCCUGCACCAGCGGAUGGGAGUACGACACCUCCCAGUUCACAGCCACCAUCGCCACAGAGUGGGACCUGGUGUGUGAUCGCCGCAGCCUGAACCAAGCUGCCGGAACCUUCUUCUUCCUCGGAGUCAUGUUGGGCGGCCCCAUCUCCGGCUACUUGUCCGACAGGGUCAGAGUGACCACUCUCUCCUUGCCCAGGUAUGGGCGACGCCGGGUGCUGCUCCUGGGCUGCCUGGUGACGGCCGUGUUCGGCACCAUCGCCGCCGUCUCCACCGGCUUCACCAUGUUCGUCAUCUCCCGCUUCCUGUCCGGCCUCGGCCUCACCGCCAUCAACAUUACCACCUUCACCCUGGCCGUGGAGUGGACGGACGUGAGGCACCGUGCCCAGGUGGGGGCAGUGUGCAGCCUGGCUUGGUGCGUGGGUAACAUGUCGCUGGCAUUGAUGGCCUUCCUGCUGAGGGACUGGCGUUGGCUGCAGCUCGCUGCCUCUGCCCCCUGCCUGCUGUUCGCCGCCGCCUGCUGGUGGGUGCCGGAGUCGGCGCGCUGGCUGCUGUCAGUGGGGCAGACGGAGAGGGCGCGGAGUGGACUGCUGACCUGCGCCCGGCUCAACCACACCCCACCCCCACCCACAGUGCAGGAGCUGGAGAAGGUGUCAGGAGCUGGAGAAUGUGCUCCCCGCCCCUCGCCCCUCGCCCUGGUGAGGACUCGGCAGAUGUGCAGGAUCACCCUCUGCUCCGGAAUGGUCUGGAUGGGAGUGUCUCUGUCGUACUACGGCCUGAGUUUCUCAGUGUCGGGGCUGGGCCUGGGCCUCUACCUGACCCACUUCAUCUAUGCGGCGGUGGAGAUGCCGGGGAAGCUGCUGGCCUUCCUGCUGCUUGAGCGUUUGGGCCGCCGAUGGACCCAGGCUGGGCUGCUGCUGCUCACCGCCAGCGUCAUGGGCCUAUGCUGCCUGCUGACCCCCGGUGAGGACCCAGCCCUGACCCCCAACCCCCUGAUUCCGAACCCCCUCCCCGGGCAGCAGGUGCCUCUCCUGGUGCUGGGGAUCGUGGGCAAGGGCAGCGCGGAGGGUGCCUUCACCACCGCCCUCUUCUACACCACCGAGCUCUUCCCCACCUCACUCAGGCAGAGCGGGCUGGGUUACACGUCGCUGAUGGGGCGCCUGGCAGCCUCGGCGACGCCGCUGGUGAUGCUCCUGGACGAGGUGUGGGUCUUUCUGCCCUCCCUCAUCUUCAUCAGCGUCACCCUGCUGGCUGCAGCCAUGUCCCUGCUGCUUCCCGAGACACGGCACGUGCCUCUGCCCCAGACCGUGGGCCACGUAGAGGACAGGUACGGGCGUAGGGACGGAGGAGCAGAGGCGACCAGCGUGACGGACAUCGCCCUGCAGCCGCUGGGAGCGGGGGAGUCGCAGACGGCGUUGAGUGAGGAGAGCGAGUGA